GGCUGUACCGCAGAGAAGCCGCACGGGCUGUACAGCAGAGAAGCCGCACGGGCCGUACCGCAGAGAAGCCGCACGGGCCGUACCGCAGAGAAGCCGCACGGGCUGUACCGCAGAGACGCAUCUAGCAGUGAGACGAUGCAUCUCUUGUGGUCAUUGUGCUGCCUCCUCAGUGUGGACUAUGCCGCUCUGCACUUACUAAAGCUAAGUCUGACUUUGUAUUUGCCGAUUAAUCUCCUCCUGGUUUGGGUAACAGGCCUGGCAAGACUGGUUGUUUUGACACUCGGUGUUCGUGCAGUGAACCGCGUAUCAAAAUUGCCACGCUGGUUACAAGGAGAGCCCUUACUGGUGUCCUCUGCCGCCCUCAGCCUGCUGGUACCAUCCUGUGCCACCUUCACCGCCCUCCUAUUACCACGGACCAGCGCUGAGCUCCUGCACAGAUGGGCACACGGAGACCUCUUCAUCUUCUCUUACCUGAUCACGUUGACUUCUGCAGUCGUCUGGCACCAGCUGUUUCUCAGUGAUGAAGAUGAGGAAGACGAGGAAGAAUCAUCAGCUUCUGUGUGGAGAUUACUUGCCCUCCUUAAACCAUAUGGAUGGAGGUUCCUGUGGGUGUCUGUGUUUUUGGUGCUGUCUUCUUGGAGUGAAAUGGCUUUACCAGCCUACACAGGAAAGAUGACAGACUGGAUCCAGGAAAAGAAAGACCCCUCCAUAUUUUGGAACUCCAUAAUAGCAAUAAGUCUGAUCACAUUGUCUAGUGCCGUGACAGAAUUUAUAUGUGAUUGCAUCUACAAUAUCACCAUGAGCUUGGUUCACACCCAGACCCAGGGAAAGCUUCUCCACGCCAUCCUGAGGCAGGACAUCACUUUCUUCGAUACUGUGUCCACAGGUGACAUCACAUCCCGCAUCACUACGGACAUCACAGCGAUGAGCGAAGCGCUCAGCCACAAUCUCAGCUUAUUGAUGUGGUAUUUUAUGAGACUGGUAUUCCUAGUCUUUUACAUGUUGAGCCUGUCCACAAAGCUAACACUCUUCACUAUGCUAUGUCUCUUAGUAACAACAAUUGUUCCAAAACUAUCUGGAGCCUUUUACCAGAAUUUGGCUAUGAAGGUACAGAAAUCCCUGUCGGAAGCCAAUCAGGUGGCAUUAGAGAUCUUCUCCAACAUGAAGACAGUACGGAGCUUUGCUAAUGAAGAAGGUGAAUGUCAACGCUACGAAACAAAACUGGAACACACUUAUGAACUAAACAAGAUGGAAGCCGUGGCCUAUGGGUGUACCUCAGUGGCCAACAGUCUGUCUGGGCUUGUGAUCAAGGUGGUCAUUCUCUACUUUGGCGGCCGAUUAGUAACGAACGGUGAAGUCAGUGGAGGUGAACUGGUGUCGUUUGUUCUGUACGAGCUGCAGUUUACAUCUGCUGUGGAGGUGUUGCAGCAUAUGUAUCCAGAUGUCCGAAAAGCAGUAGGGUCUUCAGAAAAAGUGUUUGAAUUUAUGGACAGAACUCCACAGUUGCCACCUCCAGGGAAUCUCAAGCCAACUCAUCUCAGGGGGCACGUCCAAUUUAAGAAUGUCUCAUUUUCCUAUCCGAAACGACCAGACACCCCAGCCCUCCAGGAUGUCUCUUUUGAGCUACAUGAAGGACAAGUGACGGCUUUGGUCGGUGCUUGUGAUGCGGGAAAAUCCACUGUGGUCCAGUUACUGCUCAAGUUUUAUCAACCACAAAAAGGACAAGUCCUCCUGGAUGGGAAGCCAUUGUCUGAUUAUGACAAUGAGUAUUACCGCAAAGAGGUGUCCGUAGUGAGUCAGGAGCCCGUCCUUACUGCGAGGUCCUUGAAGGACAAUAUCUCCUAUGGUUUGGGGAAAACUGCUCUGGCUUCUGUGAGGGAUGUGGCAGCAGCGGCAUGUGCAGAUGAUUUUAUCUCUGGCUUGGCAGAUGGAUAUAACACAGGUGCCGGACAGAAAGGUGGACUUCUGUCUGGGGGUCAGAAGCAAAGAGUGGCUCUAGCGCGGGCUCUGCUGAGGGAUCCCAAGAUCCUGAUUUUGGAUGAUGUCAGCAGCUCUCUGGACACUGAAACUGAACUCAAGAUUCAAAGCACAGUGUACGGCAACACAAAGAAACGCACGGUGCUGCUUAUAUCCCACCGGAUGAACAUCGUGAAGGAGGCCGAUCACAUUCUGGUUCUGGAAGGCGGCCAGAUCAGGGAGUCGGGCAAACAUGAAGAGUUACUGGCUAAGAGGGGCGUCUACUGGAAGAGCUGGGAGAAGCAACGUAGCACUUUCUAUAGGGAGAAUGGAGAAAUGUAACAGGAGCGAACAUAAUGUAUCCCACGUUAUUUAGCGCAUUGGCGCGACCUCAGUAACUGAACCAUAUGUAUUUGAUGGCCGACUCUGCAAGUACAUCAAACUGAACAUUGUGACUCCUCUAGGGUAGGGUCACAGCUACGUAUUCAGCUACGUAUUUGCUGCUGCAUAUUUUCCUACCCAUCAAAGUCAAUGGUUAGCAAAAUCAGCUUCAGAAAAUGAGCAGCAAAAUACGGCACAUGUGACCCUGCCCUUAUAGUGGAAACUGUAUAUAGAAGAGGUGGUUGUGAAGACAUUUGGCCCUAUGCACUGAAUCCUAUGGAGACAGCAAGGCCAGGGAGAACUUCUACUCAUGUGCUGCACGUUGACUUUUUAGAAGGCUAAGUGUACUACCGUAUUUUUCGCCGUAUAAGACGCACUUUUUCUUCCCCAAAACUGGGGGGAAAAAGUCGGUGCGUCUUAUACGGCGAAUACACCCCUAUCGUGGCGGUCCCUGCGGCCAUCAACGGCCGGGACCCGCGGCUAAUACAGGACAUCACCGAUCGCGGUGAUGCCCUGUAUUAACCCUUCAGACGCGGCGAUCAAAGCUGACCGCUGCGUCUGAAGGGAAAGUGACACUAACCCGGCUGUUCAGUCGGGCUGUUCGGGACCGCCGCGACUGAACAGCCCGACUGAAUAGCCGGGUUAGUGCUUACAGGACACCGGGGGGGACCUUACCUGCCUCCUCGGUGUCUUCUCUGUUCAGGGAUCCCCUGUAUGGCCGGCGCUCUCCUUCCUCGUCAUCACGUCGUCGCGUACGUGCGUCGGCGUGCGUAACGACGUGAUGGCGGCGACGGAGAGCGAGGAUACCCGGCCGGCAGCAGAGACAGCGAUGGAGCGACAUCCAGGGCAGCGGUGACGGGCCCGGAGCAGCGGGGACACGUGAGUAUUACCUCCUCCUGCAGUGGUCCGCAGGUUGAAGACCACUAUUGGGUUCAAAAUCUAAAUUUUUUUGAUUUUGCCCCUAAAAAUUGGGUGCGUCUUAUACGCCGAUGCGUCCUGUAGGACGAAAAAUACGGUAAUUACCCAAAUGUCCCCAAAACACCACAAAUGCUACACUGUAUUUUUUUUUUUUAAGGAAACGCCACAUACAGAUGUUAGUUGCGCGUCAAUAGGGAUUUAUGAAACGCAAUACCCACCUAAUAUUUAUGUCUUUGGCGUUUUUUCACUCCUCUUUGGCUUGGACAAUUUUCACAAUCCCAGCAUGAUUAGACUGUCGGUUUUUUAACACCAAACGUUGUUUUUUUUUCUGGUGCUUUUAUGUCUUUUUUUUAUUUUUUGGUAAAAAAAGAAAAGAGGGUGGACAAUAAGAAGAGGAGAAUUGAGAAAAAGGAGAAAAAUGCAGUUUCUACACAAAGGCAAAAAUGUGAAAAAAGCCGUUGCAGUUUUCUGGUGUUUUUUCCAACAAUUUGUUUUUUUUUGGAGAAAAAAACGCUGGCAAAAAAAAAAAAAGUGAAAACUUAGCCUAAUGCAUGUUAACCAGUAUUUGCUUUGUAUAUAUAUAACACACAGGACAGAUGAAACAGACACCUUUGUUAAUUUUUUUCUCUACUAUAAUUCUCCUGGCAUAGAAUUUCGCGUUCUCUUAUUGACUUUUGUUUUUGUUUUUUAGGGUAAUAAAGAAUAGUCAAUGAAAUUGUGUGUAUAUUUUUCAGAAAAGAAUCUAAAGCUUUCUAAUAUACUUUGGCCCUUAUCACAACAACCAAUCACAGCUCAGCUUUCACUUUACUGGAGAUUUUUAAGAUGCGAAAGCUGAGCUGUGAUUUGUUGUUAUGGGCAAAUCUCUCGGGUUUUUCUCUUACCGUUCGAUAAAUCUGUGCCUAUGUGUUUUCAUUCCUCACUUUUUUCAAAUUACCGGUAAUAGUUUGCUGUCAGUGAAUUAAAAAUUCUUGUUCCCUUGUUAAAAAAAAAAUGCAUGUUUUUCAUGUGUUUUUAUUUUUUAUACAUGAAAAAGAAGUGAGGUCACAUUAUGUUGAGGUUCCACCUGUAACCAGCGUGGGUUUUUUCCAUUGGGUUCAAAAGAAGAGCUCAAAAACCAUUUUAAUUUACAGAGGUUUUUGUGCAUGGUUUUUGGUCUGGAACUAUGUAAAAAAAAAAGCAAACCAAAAAUCACAUCUGUUUUUUGAGACCUCAUCCGGCUGUGCGGUAAAAUUCUGCUCCAAAAAACUAUCAAAAAA
Hyla sarda is the source of this 4511-nucleotide messenger RNA. RefSeq names its product transporter 1, ATP binding cassette subfamily B member (gene TAP1). Gene Ontology annotation, biological process: transmembrane transport. Gene Ontology annotation, molecular function: ABC-type oligopeptide transporter activity; ATP hydrolysis activity; ATP binding. The transcript has 13 exons. The record is from RefSeq and is a predicted model, not a curated record. Gene Ontology annotation, cellular component: membrane. The coding region runs from base 136 to 2298 and encodes 720 amino acids. Lineage: Eukaryota; Metazoa; Chordata; Amphibia; Anura; Hylidae.